Messenger RNA from Colletotrichum spaethianum, 1545 nucleotides. Its product is annotated as putative mannosyl-oligosaccharide glucosidase. The transcript has a single exon. Bases 1 to 1545 code for a protein of 514 amino acids. Gene Ontology annotation, molecular function: calcium ion binding; mannosyl-oligosaccharide 1,2-alpha-mannosidase activity. Lineage: Eukaryota; Fungi; Ascomycota; Sordariomycetes; Glomerellales; Glomerellaceae. The record is from RefSeq and is a predicted model, not a curated record. Gene Ontology annotation, cellular component: endoplasmic reticulum; Golgi membrane. Gene Ontology annotation, biological process: carbohydrate metabolic process; N-glycan processing.
AUGACACGACUCCCCAAUGGAGAGCCCCUCGAUCUUCCCAAGAUACAAUUCGAAUUCGCUUCAGACCGCUUAGAUAACCUGAAGAGGAGGGAUAUCGGCCUAAUGAGCUCCCGCCGCCAUGAGGUGCGCAACGCCUUCAUGAAGAGCUGGCAGUCAUAUACCCGACAUGCCUGGGGAUACGACGAAUUGCAACCUCUAUCCUUGAGGGGCAGAAACCGCUACAACGGCUGGGGGGUCACCCUGGUCGACUCGCUCGACACACUCUGGUUGAUGGGGUUGUACGACGAUUUCAACAAGGCAGUUCAGUACGUCAGCACGAUUGACUGGAACAACGCGACGGAGUCGAGGUGUAACGUCUUCGAGACGAACAUUCGGUACCUGGGAGGGCUUCUGUCAGCAUACGACCUAAGCAACGAACAGGUGCUUCUCGACAAAGCCAUCGAGCUCGCCAACAUGCUUUAUGCCGCUUUCGAUACACCAAACCGAUUUCCUCCGUACACCUUCAGCUUCGCAGAGCUCAAGGCGGGGAGAAUCUUGCCUGACCCCUACCAAAGCGCUGCCGCCAUUGGCAGCAUGUCUUUGGAAUUCACAAGAAUUUCUCAGUUGACGGGAGAAUUCAAGUUUUAUGACGCCAUUGAGCGCAUCAAACUAGCCUUUGAUCGUAUCCAAGAUGAGACGAUGCUGCCGGGCAUGUGGCCGAAUUUCAUCAACGUUCGCGAAGACUUCCAGACGACCAACAACGUCUUCAAGCUAGGCGGAGACGGCGAUUCACUCUAUGAGUACCUCCCGAAAAUGCACGUCUUGCUCGGCGGGCUAGACACUUCCUAUGAGAAAAUGUACAAGGGCGCAGCUAAAGCAGCCAAAGCCCAUCUCCUAUACCGGCCAAUGACACCACAAAAGGAUGACAUCUUGCUGCUCGGCACCGCCAUUGUCAACGAGAAACUCAGGAAGAUUGAUCAAAUACCGGAAGUCGAACACUUAUCCUGCUUCGCCGGCGGCAUGUUCGCCAUGGCCGGCAAACUCUUCGGCAUCCCUGAUGAUGUCGAGGUCGGUGACAAGCUCGCGCGCGGGUGCGCGUGGGCGUAUAAAUCCUUCAAGAGCGGCCUCAUGCCAGAGAAGGCCCAGGUCGUCAAGUGCGACACCGUAGAACUUUGUGAGUGGGACGAGCAGAAAUGGGUUGCGCAGAGCAGCCAACAUGCGCCACGUGGGUUCUGGCGCGUCGAUGACGCCCACUACAACCUGCGGCCCGAAGGUAUCGAGAGCCUUUUUAUCCUUUAUCGGAUCACUGGCAGGGAGGACCUGCUCGAUAUGGCGUGGGAUAUGUUCCAGGCCAUCCAGAAGGCAACGCGGACGGACGACGCCCACGCAGUGAUUGUCGACGUGACGUACAGCCAGUCACGACAGGAGGAUACGAUGGAGAGCUUCUUCUUCGCAGAAACGCUGAAGUACUUUUACUUGAUUUUCUCGGACCCCGAGUUGAUCAGUCUAGACGAAUGGGUCUUCAACACGGAAGCCCAUCCUUUCAAACGGCCUACAGCACCCUGA